AUGCCUCCUCUCAACCUGUUGCCCACUCCACCCAACCUACUGAACCCUCCACCCAGCCUGAUGCCUCUGCCACCCUGGUUGCUGCCUCCAUGUUGCAGCAAAGCACUCCGACAUCUGAGUCUGGCUGUGGAUGGCUCAGGUGUACCAGGUAUGGACAGAGUGGACAGCCUGGCAGAUUAUCUUGUGGACCUGAGGAAUCAGCCCUCCCUUGUCCUCACCAACCAGCAGGUGAGCAAUAUUUUUGCUCUUUGGCAGAACCUGCUGGACUAUGACAAGCAGAGGGUGGUGUUUGCAGCCAGGCAUCAAGCAAAGCUGGACACUGGGAGGUUUAGGUCUCCAAAGAAGAAGCAGGAGUUUACCCCAGGAGUGGAGAGUUUGAAGAGGCAUGCCCUGACCAUCUCUGCUCCACUUGCACAGUGGCCAGAUUGCUGUUGCUUGGUUGAGACCAUUUUUGUCAGGCUCUGUGCCAUACAUAGAAAAACCAAAAAGAAGGGGACCGGCACAGUGUCGAGAUGGGAUCUCAUCCUGGCAGACUACAGGAAAAUCAGGCGCAGCAUUCUGGCCAAUGCUAUAGUGAUGAAGCAAACUAACCUUCAACUGCUGGAUGUGAGUCACACCACCCUGGUACAGUGGCAUAAUAAAAAAGUUAAACAGCAGGACACAGCAGUUGUGAUGCAGGGGCUGCAACUUCCAAGCCGCUUGUCUGUGGCGGCUGACCCCCUAUUGCCUGCCAAUGUGAGCCCCCCAUCUCCACCACCUCAGCCAGGCCCGGCUCACCAGUACCACUUGCCCAGUAGCACUGUGGGCCAGGCUAAACUAAAAAUAAAAAGGACCAUUUUGUCAGACCCACCAGCUUUGCCACCUGCUCAGAUGCAGCAAGCCCAACGGCAACUUAUUCCUGCUCCACCACCAGGGACUCAACUGGUCAUGCUGAUGCCAGUGGCCUCACAGGGGUCUUUGCUGGCUUCUGCUCCACCGGCUUUUGGGUUUGGCCUCUCUUCUGCCCCUCCUGCCAUUCCAUCCACACCUGGUACUGCUGUUGCUCCCGUUUGUAAUCUGACCUGCAAAGUACAGCAUAAUACAUGCUAG
Danio aesculapii is the source of this 1089-nucleotide messenger RNA. RefSeq lists its product as uncharacterized. The record is from RefSeq and is a predicted model, not a curated record. The transcript is spliced from 4 exons. Bases 1 to 1089 code for a protein of 362 amino acids. NCBI's taxonomy places the organism in Eukaryota, Metazoa, Chordata, Actinopteri, Cypriniformes, Danionidae.